UACAAAUCUAUUACAUUUAUUGAGCCAGAUGACCUCUCUAGGCAUUGCACCAACGAUAAAUGGGGACAUUGUUGAGGAGUUUGUUAUCGGAGUGACUGAUACUCUAACUGUUCGUGCUACUCAGAUUAGAUCUGAGGCGAUCAUGUGGCAACCACUGUUAAGAAGUGCUGUUAUCAAGGAGCAUGACUACAAUGUUAUUGCUGUUUAUGAUACGAUGACAAAGGAGCAGCAGAUGGAAAGGUUGAAAGUGGACGGUUUGAACAUUGUAAAAACACUUAUCAACCUCACCAUUUCAAUUUGCAACGAAAAGAUUCUGCAGCACGUGCUUGUACUUGUAAAUGAUGUCCUGAGUGACAAGGAAAACAUUAAGCUGUUUGAAGAGAUCGAGGAUGGUAACGCUGCAGAGAAGUUGGCAAACAAGGAGGCACCCAAAGGGAUGAGUAGUUGGGAGCCGUUCCUGGACCUCCUCAACAGACCUGACGAGUUUAUUGUUAACCAGUCCUGCUUAAUCCUUGCCAAGGUGAUAAGUUGUGGACAGUUUAGACUGGACUCCAAGAACCUGAACUGGUUUAUCAACUGGCAAGUUUCCCAGCUGCUACAAAGCAACACCUACCUUCACACCAUCCUGGCCUCUCAGCAGCUCAUGUUAAGGGUCACAGAGUACAGGGCUCCAUUCCACAACUCUACUUGUCUGGACAAGAUGCUCAACAUCUUGUCCACCAGAAUCAGCUUCCAGUUGCAGUAUCAGAUGGUUUUCUGCUUUUGGCUGCUCAGUUUCAGAACAACGUACUGCUUCAAGUUGAUGGAUUUUAUUAAGCCUACUGCUGAAAUUCUGCGACAAGCUGUUAAAGAAAAGGUUAUCAGAAUAAUAUUGCAGUUCUACAGAAAUCUGUUAACCAAUCACUCAGCUCCAAGAAAGAUAGCUGAACUAAUGAUCCAAGGAAAAGUUCAGGUAGUGAUAGGACAGCUGAUAGAGAAGAACUGGAAGGAUGAGGACAUCAAGGAAGAUGUUGAGCACGUAAAGGGUGUGCUGGAUGAGAUGCUGCAAGAUAUGAGUACUUUUGACAGUUAUCUUGCUGAGGUAAAGUCUGGUAAGUUGGAAUGGUCGCCAUUGCACACAAACCCAGCAUUUUGGCGGGAAAACGCUCAGAAGCUAAACCAAAAUGAUCACGAAGUUUUACGGAUGAUACGGAUACUGCUGAAGGACGAGCAAGACCCGACUACACUGGCUGUGUGCGCGCACGAUGUCGGGGAAUACGUCAGGCAUUACCCUGUUGGGAAAUACAAUGUCGAAAAGUUGGGACUGAAGGAGAGGGUUGUUUGCUUGCUUGAUAAUGAUGAUCCUAAGGUAAAAUCAGCGGCAUUAUUAGCUCUACAGAAACUAAUGCUCAAUAACUGGGAGUUCAUGGCAAAGACAAACGCUUGAUGUGGCAACUUACGGGGGACGUUAGACUUGUUAGACCAUGUUAACCAUCAUGGAGCAAAAACUUGAUCAUUGGCGAUGCUUUUGGAUUUUAGACUUCUUGAAUUAUUGCUGAUUUCGGAUAUUAUUAUUGACAGAAAGCCUAUAAUUAUAUUGAUUGAAUCUUUCUGAAUUAAGCAUAAAACUAAGUUUAAUGACUUUUGUUUUGGAAGUAAUUUUGAAAAUUUAUGUUAGAAUUUUUGUAUUCUGAUUGAACAAAUGGCUGGCCCAUAAUCUUACAAAAUUUGUUGUAGUACUAAA
Messenger RNA from Bolinopsis microptera, 1723 nucleotides. Its product is annotated as V-type proton ATPase subunit H-like. Gene Ontology annotation, molecular function: proton-transporting ATPase activity, rotational mechanism. Lineage: Eukaryota; Metazoa; Ctenophora; Tentaculata; Lobata; Bolinopsidae. The record is from RefSeq and is a predicted model, not a curated record. Gene Ontology annotation, biological process: proton transmembrane transport. Bases 29 to 1426 code for a protein of 465 amino acids. The transcript is spliced from 12 exons. Gene Ontology annotation, cellular component: lysosomal membrane; vacuolar proton-transporting V-type ATPase, V1 domain.